AGAAGGAAAAAAGGUUGAUCAACGUAGUUCAGAUUGUAAGAAAAGCCCGAUACCCGUCGACUACGGAUAAGAGAGCGCGCGCGCGAGAGAGAGAGAGAGAGAGAGAGAGAGGGGAGUAGGAAUGGUGGCGGGCAGUUCAAUUCAACCUCGCUUAAUCUCCACUUUUCUAGGGGACUGCCGCUUUCUUCCCUCAAAUCCUACUACUUCAUUUCAUUGUCUCUUCCAUUUUAAUCCAGGAAAAGGCCAUGUGUCCAUGCAAAUGUCGAGGACAUUUUCUGGACUAACCAAUUUAUUAUUUAAUAGAAGAGGUACAGAAGAAUCCAUAGAUGGCAAAAGGAAACGUCUAAAACCCGGGAAGGUUUCUCCCAGUCGGCCAGUCCCUAGUCACAUACCAAGGCCUCCUUAUGUCAAAUCCAGGAAGAUGCCUGGAAUUGCAAGUGGGCCUGAAAUACAUGAUGAGAAGGGGAUAGAGUGCAUGAGAGCUUCAGGAAAGCUAGCAGCACAGGUUCUUCAGUAUGCUGGGACUUUAGUGAAGCCAGGCAUCCCAACAGAUGAAAUUGAUGAAGCAGUCCAUCAAAUGAUUAUUGACAAUGGAGCAUAUCCAUCUCCUCUUGGUUAUGGUGGUUUUCCGAAGAGUGUAUGCACAUCGGUGAAUGAGUGCAUUUGCCAUGGAAUCCCAGAUUCACGUGUUCUUGAGGAUGGUGACAUUAUCAAUAUUGAUGUUACAGUUUAUCUUAAUGGUUAUCACGGUGAUACAUCUGCAACAUAUUUUGUUGGAGAGGUUGAUGAGGAGGCAAAAAACUUAGUAAAGGUAACCAAAGAAUGUUUGGACAAUGCAAUAUCAAUAUGUGCACCAGGAGUUAAAUUCAACAAAAUUGGCAAGACCAUACAUGACCAUGCAGAUAAACACAAUUACGGAGUUGUCCAGCAGUUCGUUGGCCAUGGGGUUGGACGAGUCUUCCACAGUGAUCCAGUGGUUCUUCAUUAUAGGAAUAAUGGUCGUGAACGAAUGGUGCUGAACCAAACUUUCACCAUCGAGCCAAUGUUGACAAUCGGCAGCAUUAACCCAGUAAUGUGGGACGACAAUUGGACCGUUGUCACAGAGGAUGGUAGCCUCUCUGCUCAAUUUGAGCACACCAUAUUAAUAACCAAUGAUGGGGCGGAAAUACUAACCCAGUGUUAAAUGUGGCGCUGCAUAUCAUUGUCAAGCAUCGUCUAAAUUACAGGAUAUCUCCUGAAGAUGAAAAAUUCUUAUUGCAAUGUUACUUAUUCAGUGGAUUCUUUUUUUUUUUUUUUCCCUAAUUCAAAUAUUUAUUUGUUACGAUGACAAAUAUGGACUACAUUUUCCAAAAUUGAUCAGUUGUCCAAAACGCGAAUCAAAUGAUAAACUGGAAACCAUUCGCCA
Messenger RNA from Sesamum indicum (sesame), 1405 nucleotides. It is a transcript of the gene MAP1D, whose product is annotated as methionine aminopeptidase 1D. NCBI's taxonomy places the organism in Eukaryota, Viridiplantae, Streptophyta, Magnoliopsida, Lamiales, Pedaliaceae. Gene Ontology annotation, biological process: proteolysis. Gene Ontology annotation, molecular function: metalloaminopeptidase activity. Gene Ontology annotation, cellular component: chloroplast. The record is from RefSeq and is a predicted model, not a curated record.